CGCAGCCAACUUCACUCUUUCUCUUUUCAGCCUCCUUUUGACGAGUGUUGGUCGCAAAUUUAUAAAUUUGUAAAAAAUAAAAUGGAGAACGACGCCGGUGAGAAUGUUGAUUUGUACGUGCCCCGCAAAUGCUCGGCAUCGAACAGAAUCAUCCACGCUAAGGAUCACGCCUCUGUGCAGCUGAGCAUUGUCUGUGUGGAUCCCGAGACCGGUCGCCAAACCGAUGGCACCAAGACCUACGCUAUCUGCGGUGAGAUCCGUCGUAUGGGCGAGUCCGAUGACUGCAUUGUGCGUCUGGCCAAGAAGGAUGGUCUCAUUACCAAGAACUUCUAAACAAAAUGUACAAACGUUGCAGAGUUGGUAAUAAAGUGAAUUCCUUUUUUAUUUAACGUAUAAGCCAAA
Drosophila busckii is the source of this 402-nucleotide messenger RNA. It is a transcript of the gene RpS21, whose product is annotated as 40S ribosomal protein S21. Bases 82 to 333 code for a protein of 83 amino acids. The transcript has 4 exons. Gene Ontology annotation, biological process: endonucleolytic cleavage to generate mature 3'-end of SSU-rRNA from (SSU-rRNA, 5.8S rRNA, LSU-rRNA); endonucleolytic cleavage in ITS1 to separate SSU-rRNA from 5.8S rRNA and LSU-rRNA from tricistronic rRNA transcript (SSU-rRNA, 5.8S rRNA, LSU-rRNA); translation. Lineage: Eukaryota; Metazoa; Arthropoda; Insecta; Diptera; Drosophilidae. The record is from RefSeq and is a predicted model, not a curated record. Gene Ontology annotation, molecular function: structural constituent of ribosome. Gene Ontology annotation, cellular component: cytosolic small ribosomal subunit; ribosome.